AUGGCGCCAUCAUGUCACUUCUACGGCCGAGGCAACUGCCGCAAUGGGGAGUCCUGUCGCUUCUCUCACGAGCCGUCGAAGGAGGGUAAGCCUGUUCCCGAGAAAGAUGUCAUCAACUCCUUGACCGAUGCCAAUCGCUUCUUGAGGAGCAUCAACAAGCAUAAGAACACCGAUGUGGUGCUGGGAAAGGUCCAUGCUCUCCGAGACAAGCUCAAUACUUUCAUUCGUGAACUUGCCCAUGCGGAACUGCGGAUUUUAUUUGAAGUAUUGGGCAGAUGCGCUGUUGCAUUCGACAAGGGCGCGUACGAAGAAGUCAUAAGAAGCCUGAGCGCUAAUGUGAUUAUGUCAAUACCGCCGUUCGUGAGCCAGCUUAUGUCACCAAUAGGGUUGGUCAGCUGUAUGCGCGUGCUGGUGGAGGUGGGCAGGGUCGACCCAGUGGCAGCAGCACUGAUCCCGGUGGAGUUGUUGGCGAGCCGUGCUGAGGUCCUGGCUUGUACAGAGGAGCUUACCGAGGUUCAUCUGAGGCAAAUUCAAUUUUAUAAGAGCGGUGGGGCGUUGAGGAAUUUCAAGGCGAGUCGAGACCGCAGGCACCCAGCUGAGCUGAAUUCAGAUGAGGAGGAGCUCUACGAGGAGCUUAUGGUGGAAGAGCGCCUCAUGCCAUCUCUGGCCGAGAUCACUGAUGACGGGGGGCAGUCGGAGCUCUGA
Messenger RNA from Perkinsus marinus ATCC 50983, 705 nucleotides. RefSeq lists its product as hypothetical. The coding region runs from base 1 to 705 and encodes 234 amino acids. The record is from RefSeq and is a predicted model, not a curated record. Lineage: Eukaryota; Perkinsozoa; Perkinsida; Perkinsidae. Gene Ontology annotation, molecular function: metal ion binding. The transcript has a single exon.